Messenger RNA from Aphis gossypii (cotton aphid), 1397 nucleotides. RefSeq lists its product as uncharacterized. Gene Ontology annotation, cellular component: membrane. The transcript has 3 exons. Lineage: Eukaryota; Metazoa; Arthropoda; Insecta; Hemiptera; Aphididae. The record is from RefSeq and is a predicted model, not a curated record. Gene Ontology annotation, biological process: transmembrane transport. Gene Ontology annotation, molecular function: transmembrane transporter activity. The coding region runs from base 220 to 1287 and encodes 355 amino acids.
UUGUUUACUUAUAACUAAGUAACUAAAUGAUAUAAAGAAUUCAUAAUUUAUAUUUGCAUUUCACAUUUGACGAGAUAUUCAUAAAAUAUAAUUUUGAUUAAUCAUAUUUAAUUCGAGUAUCUACUUUUCAUUGUUUAUUAAAAGUUUGUGGCAUUUAUCAAACCUAUUCUAAUAGCAAGCAAUAUUGAACAAUUGUUUAAAUUUCUUGAUUUAUCCAAGAUGAAGGUUUGGAAUUCCGUUCCAAAAGCAGGGACAUGGACGGCAGCAUCGUGUAUGUUUAUUCAACGGUUCUUAGAAAUCGUUUCUAUAUUCCUACUAGACAACCAACACGUCAUCAUGUGUCUCACCGUCUCGUUUAUGACUAGCUGGACAAUAAUAUUAUAUUCCACGACCAACAUUUGGCUGCUAUACGUGGCACGUCUGAUCACCGGAUCCGUCAUAUUAAUUUUCACGUCUUCAUUACCGGUGGAAAUGGUCGGUCGGCGAGAAUUUUUAUUGAUAUCCGAUUUCGUCAUGGCCCUGUGUCUCGGCACUCUGGGCUUUUAUUUCUGGCAGCAGGGACAUGAAGUUGACGUCUCAUCGUACAACCUCAUACCUUUUAUCAGUCUCGGAACGUACAUUUUUAUGUGCACACUGGGAUCCGAUCCAAUACCAAGAGUUAUGAUCAGGAAUGUGCUCAAUCCAGAACGCAUAGGUUUUGCGAUCGGAAUCGUGUGCUUGUGCGCUUCACUCGUCCAACUCUGCGUCGUCAAGACGUACCAAGUAUUGCUUGAUACAACUCGUGGUUACGAGCUCACGGACAUGGAGACUUUUAAACGUCGUUUCGCCGCCGUUUUUCCGCCGUCGGGCGUUCCGGACUCACCCAAGUCCCUCGAAGUCGCUGUCUCCGACGCGCCUCGGACAAUUGACGAGCACCUCCCGGCGCUCGAGGACGCCGUCCGGUCACUCUCGGCCGAGUUCGCGCCAUUCACGUUUAACCACGUGCUAACAAACCGGGCGCCAAUAGUUCAAGCACCAACAAACCAGGCGCCAACAGUUCAAGCGCCAAAAGUUCAAGCGCCAACAAGUCGCGCACCGCCAAUUGACACCUCUGCACCAACCCGUACAGUCCCCAAGUCGUGGUGUUACUAUCACACUCGGUUCGGCAAAGACGCGCAUAAGUGCUCAAGCGACCUUUGUACGUUUUAUCCCAAAAUAUCGACUAAAAAUAAAACAUUUAAGAAGUCAUAUACGUCUGGUAACCCAUCGAAACUUAACUACCGAUACAAUACUUGGACAGAUUUUUAGAAUUCUCAGACUUAAAAAUACUUUUCCGGGUUUUCUUUCUUCAAUACUAAAUUGAUAUCUAUAUUGUAAAUUGUUAUAUUAAUAAAACAAAACUUAUCAAGAAAAUAUAA